GCACCGCAGGUAAAAAAGGCAGUAGCCCCGCCUACUCCUCGCGUCACUUCCGGCCCCACAAAAGAGGGAAGAUGGCGGCGCCCUGUAAUUCGGAGCUUCCGUCCGAGGCUUCGUCUUGUUUAAAAAUCCCGAAGAAUGAGCUUAUAUCACCGCCUUCCCCAGGUCUUAGUGAUGGGAACCGAUCCCUGUCCAACCCUUCCACCCCAAGCCGCUCGUCUCCUCUUAAUGCAGGGACGCCCGGUGCGGCUCCCACAGGCCUGAGUGGGGCAUCCCCCUCGGUUUCUUUCAACACGGCAUGCCGGGGGAUGUCCUGGACCCCGGCAGAGACAAACGCGCUGAUUGCUGUGUGGGGCAACGAGCGGCUUGUGGAAGCCCGGUACCAGCAGUUGGAGGGGGCAGGCACCAUAUUUGGAACAAAGGCACCGGGGCCCGCUAUGUACGAUCGGGUGUCCCGGGCACUGGCGGAGCUUGGCUAUGAGAGGACCCCGUCCCAGUGCCGGGAGAGGAUGAAGACUCUCCGUCGGUGUUACAGUCGUGUAAAAGAACGAGGUGUGGGUAAAAGAAAGAGCAGCUAUACAUUUGAACAGUUGGAACGAGUAUUUGGUCAAGGUGGAUGGGACACACAGCCCUGCCAACCUGUGCUAAUAAACAGCAGCGGUCUUUACCAGGAGAUGGAAUCUGAUGGAAGUACCAUGGAAGAUUACUCACAAGAUGACUGGGGAAACCACAGUCAGGAUUUACAAGGAUUUCCAGGAGAGGAUUUAGCACCGUGGGUUGUCCAGAAGCCAUCUUUGCCAUGUCCACCGAAUGAUGGUUUCUGUCUCCCCUGGCCAGCUUUUACUCCUGAGCCAUGUGACGUCAUGGAAGAAGAAGAAAUCAGUAUUCCAAAGCGACCAGUGAAAAAUCGAGACCCAAUAGAGGAGACACAGAAGAGAGAUAUUUUGCAAACCAUUAUGAACAUUUUGGAGUCUGUUCAGCUGAAAUGGGAACUUUUCCAAAGUUGGACAGAUUUUUCAAGACUUCAUCUCUCUAAUAAAUUAGCAAUUUUUGGCAUUGGUUACAACACCCGAUGGAAAGAUGACAUAAGAUAUCAUUAUGCUGAAAUAAGUUCGCAAGUACCCCUUGGAAAACGACUUAGAGAGUACUUCAAUCCAGAGAAACCAGAAGGAAGAGUUGUUAUGACUAGAGUGCAGAAAAUGAAUUGGAAAAAUGUUUAUUAUAAAUUUCUGGAAAUAACCAUUAGUGAAGCAAGAUGCCUUGAACUGCAUAUGGAGACUGACUGGAUACCUAUAGCUCACUCCAAGCCAAUUGGAGGAGACAUUGUCCAAUACCUGUUACCUGGCGGCAUUCCAAAAAGUCCUGGCCUCUAUGCCAUUGGGUACGAAGAUAUGCGUAACAAAUCAGUCAUGGAUGAUGGAGUUGUCGACUUAGUUAAUGAUGGUAAUUGUGAAAGCCCUGAAGAGCUUGCCUCAAAGUCUGACCCAAUAUCUACCAAAAUUAACUAUUGCUAUCUUGGCAUUGCAGAGAGCAUAACUCUUCAGCAGUGUUUAUUUUUUCAUUUUCAGUCCACUAUCAAGAACCAAAGCAAAGAGUGGGCAAGCAUCAAUGGAUUCUUAGCGCAAAACUGCAAGGUAGAACCUGGAGUGUCACCUAAAACUAUCUACAUCAAAUUUGUUGAAGUGGAAAGAGAUUUUCUUUCUGCUGGGUCUUUAGUUGAGUGCCUGGAAAAAGCCAUUGGGUACCCUUUAAAGUUCAACAAAUGAUUUUUAUCCUUUAUAAGGAUUGGGGCUCUACAUAUAAAACUUCCCAUUACACCAGGGUCUCCGUGAACUGUGAAUAGUUUUCGUUUUUUUUUUUAAUUACUAAGAAAACCGCUGUUUCAGAAAUUGAAGAAUUGUCCAAAAACUGAACUGGUUUUGAAGAUUUUGUCCUGAGCAAGUGGAGCAUUGUGUAUGAAUUAACAGUGUUUUAUAAAAAAAGAGAAUUUUAUUGUAGAGCCCUGAUAUAAAUUGCUGUACGUACAUUCCACAUUGGACAUAGCUUAUAUUUCAUUUUCAAAGGAAAUACUGUAUUUUUUUUCACGUUUCAUUUUUACAUAUCUGUGUGUGUUUAAAAAAGCUAGAAUGCAUAAAGAAUGACAUUCAGCCUUGAUAUUGACAAAAAGGUUGGCUUGUUAUAACCUAAGUAGACAAUAUUGUAUAUAAUUUAGAUAAUCACUUUUUUACCCAUUAAGUGUUUUUACUAUUUCCAACCAGUGUUGCCUGCGAAAAACUUUUGUUUGUGAUGUACUGUAUCCACUCUUAGCUGUGUUGCCAUAUCCAUUUUUUAAUCAUUAAAGUAAGUAUUGGAUUAUUUGUGUUUUUGUUAGUUGGCAUUUUAUGGAAAUAAAAGACAAGUGCAUUCUGAUAUAUACUUACAGUAUAAACAAAGGCUUGUAACUUCCAUACAAGGUAUAAAAUAUUAAAAUGUAUAAAGUAGACUGGUCCUUAUAUACUAAAUAUGGUAUGACAAGAAGCCAAAUCUAUGUGAGCUGCUUUAACAUGUUUUUUAUAAACUUGAAUUUGAAAGUAAUCAUUUCAUAGCAUUUAGCAAUCUGCAAACUCCUAGUUAUGGGGUGUUUUUUGAUCAUAGAUUAUAGUUUCUAAUAGCAGUGCGGUUAAUUCAUACUGCAUACUUGUCUGUACACCAGUGAAGGUUGCCAGUGCCUUUGUUGAGAUUGAAAUAUAGAACAGGUCAUUCAAACCGCAACAUAUAUGCCCACAUAGUUUGUGAUACGUUUUUAUUUAGGGAAGUAGUUGUCUUUUGAGUUUAUCUUAUUAAAAUACAAAAACACAAUGUGUAAAUGUGUACUCCAAGAAAGUAACGUUCCAUUUGUUUGUUUUUCUUAUUGUUCAAUUUUUAUUGCUUAAUCUUCUUGAAGUUUUUAUGUCUGAGACAAACAUUUUUGACCUUUUUUAAAGGAGACCCAGUUGUAUUUUUGUUUGUAUUUUAAGGGCUGUCUUGCAAUGUCCUGAGUAUUUCAGUGUUUGAGUAGCUGCUAGCAUCAUAUUUAAAUGUAUCUUUUUUACCCCCUUGCCCUUACUGAAGCAGUAUAUUUUGUUUCACUUUUUUUCUGACUGACUUUAAGCUACUGGGCCACAGUUUAAAUGUCUUGAUAUUAAACUCAACUCGAUGUUGGACAAAAUGUUAAAUUACUGAGUUUUCACUUUCUUACACCUCCAGUUUGUCAUUAAGUGGAGCUGCCAUGUUUGGCCCCACCAGCCUCUUGGGUUGCUGUGUAACCUUAUCUUCACUGUAAGUGCGAAUGUAUAAAGAUGUCAUUCAAAAUAAAAAGUGAACAGUUUGUUUUAUAUCCU
Xenopus tropicalis (tropical clawed frog) is the source of this 3356-nucleotide messenger RNA. It is a transcript of the gene msantd2, whose product is annotated as Myb/SANT-like DNA-binding domain containing 2. The record is from RefSeq and is a predicted model, not a curated record. The coding region runs from base 72 to 1763 and encodes 563 amino acids. The transcript has 6 exons. Lineage: Eukaryota; Metazoa; Chordata; Amphibia; Anura; Pipidae.